AUGAGCCAAGGUCUCGUUUUCCCUCUUCUUGUUCUUCUGUUGGUGACACUGGCUUUAGCUCAGCAAGGAGGUUGGGGUGGUCAAGGUCAAGGUGGAUGGGGAGCUAAUCCUGCUGGAGCUGCAUUAUCUGAUGCAGUGGGUAGGGUAGGCGGCGCAGUCCAAGGAGCCAUUCAAGGUGCUAUGCAAGCAGGACAACGAGGAUAG
Haemonchus placei is the source of this 204-nucleotide messenger RNA. The record is from the annotation of a GenBank genome assembly. NCBI's taxonomy places the organism in Eukaryota, Metazoa, Nematoda, Chromadorea, Rhabditida, Trichostrongylidae.